This is a messenger RNA of Aureobasidium uvarum, 1128 nucleotides long. NCBI's taxonomy places the organism in Eukaryota, Fungi, Ascomycota, Dothideomycetes, Dothideales, Saccotheciaceae. The record is from the annotation of a GenBank genome assembly.
AUGCGCAUCAGAAUUCGCGGUCCUUCGGGCAUGUCCCAAGUCAACAUGCCAGAGACGGCAACCUGGGGAGAACUCAAACACGAGAUAUCCACAAAGACAUCAGUCGCAGACUUUGAUGUCAAGUACGGCUACCCACCGCAGAACUUGGACACCACAAGCAUCGACAACGAGACAAAGCUGGCUGAUGUCGGUAUCAAACUCGAUGGCGAACAACUCAUCAUCUUGCCACGCGACGUUCAGCAGUCACUGCACAACCCAAUGUCUGGCCAUGUCGAUCCUCAAACUCACGGAAAGUUGCCAUCUCUGAAGAACAUCCAGCCUCCUCAACACAAGGCUGGCGACUUUCCAUCUGGCCAGACAAAAGGAGAGCAAGCUGCACCACUAUCUCUGCAGCGGAAACCCAACGAUGUGGAGAGCGACCCACCUGAGGUCCCUGUACCUGGCCUGGAAGGUGUCCUUGUCCUCCGCGUAAUGCCGGACGACAACAGCUGUAUGUUCAGAGCUCUAGGAAGCGCUGUUUUGGGCGAUGCGCUCGAUGCUAUGAAUGAGGUUUGUUCAAGCAAGGAUUUGUCACAUCGUUCCCAGCUAAUCGAACGCCAGUUACGUUCUAUGGUUGCCCAAACAAUCCAGGCGAACCCGGACCUAUACACUGCUGGUAUGCUCGAAAAAGCACCUGACGACUACUGCCGUUGGAUCCAGCGCGAGGACUCUUGGGGAGGUGGCAUCGAGCUCGCCAUCCUCUCUCAGCAAUUCGACAUUGAGAUCUGCAGCAUCAACGUCCAGGAUUUGCGUGUUGACCGCUUCAACGAAGGCAAAUCAAGACGCUGCAUUCUGAUAUACUCUGGCAUACAUUACGAUGUUGUUGCCGUGUCCCCUGGCCAAGGCACGAGUCCCGAGUUCGACAGAAAGAUGUUCGAGGUUGCUCAGAUUGAGGGCAUGGAGGGCGAAGAUGGUGGAGCUCUGCAAGCCGCAAGAGAGCUGUGUCAGAUUCUGCAGCAGAGACACUACUUUACCGACACCCAUGGUUUCACCAUCAAGUGUAACAUCUGUGGCUGGACUGGCAAGGGAGAGCAGGGUGCCACGGAGCAUGCGAAGCAGACGGGCCACAUGAACUUUGGCGAAGCAUGA